This is a messenger RNA of Lobosporangium transversale, 2603 nucleotides long. RefSeq lists its product as hypothetical. NCBI's taxonomy places the organism in Eukaryota, Fungi, Mortierellomycota, Mortierellomycetes, Mortierellales, Mortierellaceae. The record is from RefSeq and is a predicted model, not a curated record. The coding region runs from base 1 to 2451 and encodes 816 amino acids. Gene Ontology annotation, molecular function: protein binding. The transcript is spliced from 4 exons.
AUGACCCAACAAUACCAACGAUUCCGAAAAGCUGACAUCAUUGAAGAAGUCGGUGUCAGGAUUGCUUCCAUCUCGGCAAGCAAUGGCGACUCGUCAUACUAUGUGUGUUUGCAAGACAUUCAGGAUGUGUUUCCAGAUGCACAGCGAUUCAAGUUGGAUGGACAUCCCAUCCUGUUCCUUCAAGACUCUAAUGGUAACAGAAUCGAACCCCCACGCAUUGCGUUCUAUCCUGACAAAAUCCUGGACGUCAUUACAGCAGAACCACAGGCCUGCAACUGUAAUAGCAGCAGUAAUAGUAGCACCAGCGCCAGCAGCAACAGCAUGGCCGUCAUCAGUUUGUCCGCGUUGGGAGUACCAACCAAUCUAGCCUCCCAGGAUAUUUUACCCAUUAUCAAACUUGAAAAGAGCAACAUGGUGAUUGACCUGUUACUGGAAGCCAGAAAGAAGGAUGAUGAAAUGCUUAAGCUGCAACGGGAGGCUACGGAAAAGGACAACGAAAUAAUUAAAUUACAACGGGAGGCUGAGGAGAAGAAUGAUAAAAUGCUUAAACUACAGCAAGAGGCUGUGGAGAAGAGCAACGAGAUGCUUAAACUGCUCCUUCCUGUCGACACCACCAAAUGGGACCCAAGGAAUAUUCUGAGGAGUAAGGUUCGCCUUCGUUUCCUUUGUGAAUGUGGAGAGCACACUGCAACGAUAAGCAAAAGCAAUCAGAACCAGAUCCAUAUUGCCAAACAUGAAGGAUAUGACAUCCGAAACAGCACAGAGUUCUUUCGCAAGUAUGGAAAGUACAUGCUCAUCCUUUUACAUUCUCUCAAGAUGGGGAUGCCCUUGACAACUUCUCUGACACCAACUCCAAAUCUCGAUGCCGGUAUCGACUAUGCGAUCAAAUAUAUGGAGGCGCUCUCUAAUGAGUACCCAGUCUUGAGCAAGAUCAACAAAAUCGAUGAGUGUGAGGCACUUGAAGGAGCCGAUCUUCGGCAAUUGGGGAAGUUCCUUGAAAACAACGACGAAGGCAAUCAACUUGGCAACUUGUACAGGAUCACGACAGAGACAGGCCAUGUCAAAUGGGUCUGUUUUGAUCACUAUCGUUGGACAUAUGGAGAAGCAGAACGGAGAGUGUUCAAAAAGGUAGUGGAGUUGAAUGGCGGCGAAUAUAACUUGCACCUUGGCAAAGUGAUCAUCACAUUGAAAUCCAAAACCACAGCUGAAGAAUUCUUCAAUGCGCUGGCCAAUGCAAGACGUGUUUACGAGUUGGAUAUCAUCUUUGACUGGAAUUGGACCAAAGCUGAUCUUGAAGGAUUUGAAGAAGCACUAAAGAAGUCAAGUGUAUCGGCCCUUCGACUUGAACUCGGAGAGUUUCAAGAAAGGACUACCGAGAAAUUACUUUCGACAACCCCGCGAUAUGGAAUGCUUGUUCACAUCACAGAACUUAGCAGCAUGAAGACGAUCCAUAUUGUUUUACCUCCGAACACUAUAAAGGCCCCCAGUUUACAGCUCAGCAGGUCACCACACCUUCAAAAGCUAACUAUUGAGAUGAAGCCUCGAUUUAUUACCACUAGUGGCUUACAAUCACUCGCAAAUAUACUCAAGGCCGAUACGGCUAUAACCAUGUUGAACUUGAGGGAUAAUUCAGUUAUGGCUGGAGGAGCUCUGGCACUGUCAGAGGCACUCAAGGCUAACAGAUGUUUGACUACUUUGAACUUGAGGAACAACUUAAUUGGAGAUGAAGGAGUCAUGGCACUAUCAGAAGGACUCAAGGCUAACAGGACUUUGAUCACACUAGAUUUGAUGGGCAACUCCAUUAGGAAGGAAGGAGCUCUUGCACUGUUAGAAGUACUCAAGACCAAUACAACUUUGGUCACUUUGGACUUGGAUUACGACUCGCUUGGAAAGGAAGGAAUUCUGUUGCUGUCGAAGACGAACACAACCUUGACUUCUUUGAGCUUCAGUAGUAAAGAAAUUGGGGAUGAAGGAGCCCUUGUACUGUCAGAGGCACUCAAGGCUAACACAGCCUUAACUACUUUGAACUUGCAGCCCAACUUAAUUGGGAACGAAGGAGCCCUUGCAUUGUCAGAGGCACUCAAGGCUAACACAGCCCUGACUACUCUGAACUUGGAUGGGAACUCAAUUGGGGACGAAGGAGCCCUUGCACUGUCAGAGGCACUCAAGGCUAACACAACCUUGACUUGUUUGAACUUGGGGUUCAACUCAAUUGGGGAUGAAGGAGCCCUUGCACUGUCAGAGGCACUCAAGGCUAACACAACCCUGACUACUUUGGACUUGGAUGGCAACUUUUUUGAGAGCGAAGGAGCCCUUGCGCUGUCAGAGGCGCUCAAGGUUAACACAACCUUGACUUGUUUGGACUUGCCGUACAAAUCAAUCAGGCGCGCAGGAGCCCUUGCGCUGUCAGAGGCACGCAAGACCAACGCGACUUUGGCCAUUCAUGUGUGAGAGUACCUUAACCGACACCCAAAUAUUCCCAGUGGUGUAACACGCUCGAUGUUGGCUGAUAAACAUGGGUCAUUGCUAGAUUUAUUUGAUUGGUUUGGUCAUCAAUAUAGUCGAUAGUUAAGAAUGUUAGUUUGAUCCAAAUAAGCUGACUG